Cherax quadricarinatus is the source of this 6088-nucleotide messenger RNA. RefSeq lists its product as uncharacterized. Lineage: Eukaryota; Metazoa; Arthropoda; Malacostraca; Decapoda; Parastacidae. The record is from RefSeq and is a predicted model, not a curated record.
ACCACUCUUGUGUCGCCUCUUUGGCAUGUUACGGUUACUGUGCGAUGAAGAUACAACGCCUGAAUGUGUGUGUGACAUUGUGGAGAUACUGGAUGCUGGCUAUCUUCUCUGGGUAUUCUUUAGCAAGCUCUAUAUCUCUGACACACUUCUCAUCAUCACUCAAGCUUAUAUCACCUCAAUACUUACCUAGGCUGCAGGUAACUGCAAACAUGCUUGUGCGUCCCCACACCACUGAACAAUAUCAACAUCUGACCAUCACUAAAGAUGUAGGACAAACUGGAAACACCCUUAAGGAUAAGAUACAGGAGUUAAAGGAGAAUAUUCUACAUAGAAAUGUCUGUUUUGAUGAUUCACUCUACGUCGGCAGUUUGUCUAAGGAAGUUCAUCAUACCAAAAAUAAUAGAGGCAUUCUCUUCUUUUAUCCGGAGGAAGACUUUGAUUAUGUGCAGAUAAUAAUAGAAAUUUUACAAGGUAAAACGAUUUCGGAAUUUUCCAAACUAAACCUUUGUGUCAACGAAACUCACCGCUGGUAUAAACUUGAAUUCCAUGUUUGUAAUGAUGAGAAAUUUUUCGACAAUUGGAGAAUUGCUGUCACAACAGAGUCUUGUUCGACAACAAAAAAAACAGACAGCUGGUAUUUCCUCGGUAAGUUCUCCUCCAUUAAGGUUAUAGCUAAGGGAGGUUCUUAUUGGAGGACAAGUAAAUGUAUAAUCCCUACCACGGAUACCAACACAACGGGAGGCGAGUCUGAGGCACCAGUAUCAACUACAUAUUCAUCAGUAAGGAAUACUACAAGCAAUUCUCAACCGUCUGAUCAUACGACGAUAUUGAUUGUUGCUACACUAGUGAUACUGUUAUUUGUCUUCAGUGUUGUUAUCGUUGUGAUCGUCGUUUAUGGAUGCAAAAGAAGAGGCGAUAGAAACAAGACACCACACCACUCACCGUCACACAAUGAGUCAAGAUACCCGACCGACCCGGUCUACGGGAAUGUGAGUUUGGACGAGCUACAAGGAGGAAGAGAGUCAUACUCAGAUGAACAUAUCUACGAGACUGUGAGUUUGGAGGAGCUGCAAGAAAGAAGAGAAUCGCACCAUGACAGUGAGAACAGCAUCUACGGCGGCAUCAGUGAAUCCCCAGUACGGACUAGCAACAGAAAUUCAGCCCAUGAUAGAACAUAAAAAUGGAUUAACACUGCGGCAGUCCUACUGGCCCAUACCAGUGAAUCAAGAACCGUGCACUGCGCUGAGUGCUGGGCGUAGUGUGGAGGUACUUCGCUACUAGUGAGUCUCUGCACACCAGGAGAAGAACCAGGCGUUGAACGUCUUCUGGAAAGGUCAGCGACAGGCAAAUCGACCAACUGGAAACACACCAAGACUCAUGGACAACGUACCUUGAUCAAACCAUUAGACGACCACACAACCCUCUAAAAAUAUUUCAGUUUGUUUACAACCCUGCUCCUCCUCCUCUAUAUACCUAGUCCCUAACUAAAUUUUUCUGUUCUGCCCUCUGCAGGGGUGGACCUUAAGAUGCUCUUUUCAUGCCAUCAGUACCUAAUCUCUUUGAAUUUUACCUACCAUAGCAUUCGAGAAACAGCAAACCUAGCAUUUCACUUUAGUCCUUACAGAAGUUGCCAGGUUGAGUAUUCAGAAUGAAAUAAUCAUUACAAUAGUAAUUUAUGGAGAAAAAAAAACACUAAUUGCCAACAUGUCCUCUUGAUGACAGCAAAAACAUAAAAAUUACAAUUUUGAAAAAAAAAAAAAAACAUACUUAGAAAUAUGAUAGAAACAAGCUGAUUGCAUCAACAUGUUGACAGAAUUUUGCACUAUUAUUUGGUAAGAAAACAUUAAUUUCCAUAAUUUUUCAACUUCAAUUUUAAAAUCUCUCAAAACAAAAUGUCUCGGCCCCUUCAGGAGUCGGGUGUUGGGGUAAGGUAUGGGCCAAGAGAGGGGGUGCGGUUUUUCGAAUUUCGCGAUGUUUGCGGAAAUUCAUUUAGCACAGUUUACAAAAUUCAAAAUCUUUUCAUUUUAUCUCCUAAAGAAAAUACUUAAUAAAUUUUAUUUAAUUGCUUAGAGGAAGCAAUAGAAGCAUGUUUCAACUAAUCUAUCCAUGUGAAUGUGAUGUGUCUACACGAAUGGUAUACAAUACCGACGAGAUGAAAAUUUAGACACAUGUGCAACAUCUAGGUAUCUUUAUCGUAGACGUUUCUCCAUCCAGUGGCUUUAUCAAUACAAAUUCAAGGUGUGUGGAUGGUUGACCUAUCUAUAAAUGUAUUCUUAUGCAAUUUAAACAUUGCUUGCAAUGUUUGUAUGUGUAUCCACAAGAGCUGGGCGUUGACUUCACCAUGAACCUGACUUGUGUUGGGGAUUUCCAUAAAGAAAUUCUGGCAACAGUAGUUGCCUGAACAAGCGAGUGACUAAUCGGUCAUCCUUAAGAUAUCAUCUAUUCUUUCUGUAUUUCAAGCAGCAUGUUUGUCUGCAAACUAUAUGAUGGGGUUUGCAUACAUUUAACAUUUCACAGUUUGCUUUCACCGUUGGCAAGACUACUCUCCUAAGCACAGUCUGCGGACAAAGCCCAGCAUUUUAUUCUAGUUUACAGUGUAUAACAAGGAUAUUUCUUCAAUCAUUCAGGUUUCUGCGUAUGACCUACAGGUUUAACGCUUUUUCAUGAUGAAAAACAAAUACAGUGGACCCCCGCAUAACGAUCACCUCCGAAUGUGACCAAUUAUGUAAGUGUAUUUAUGUAAGUGCGUUUGUACGUGUAUGUUUGGGGGUCUGAAAUGGACUAAUCUACUUCACAAUAUUCCUUAUGGGAACAAAUUCGGUCAGUACUGGCACCUGAACAUACUUCUGGAGUGAAAAAAUAUCGUUAACCGGGGGUCCACUGUAUUUCAUUCAUAAUAGCGGGAAAAUUGAAUUUCACCUGUAUGAAAAUUUUCAGUAAUGGUUAUGGGUGAGGAAGCUUUAAGGAAGGUUGGUGGAGUAAUUCAGAGUUUUGGGGAUGCUACGAGUAUGAGAGUCAAUUUAAUGAAGUCCAAAUUAUUAGAGGUGGGGAAUUGGAUUGGUGGGAGCUUGGGGGGUUGGGAUGGACAGUAGUAGAUAGAAUUAAGGUUUGUGGGGUAUGGUACAUGGCGCAGGUGCAAGAUUGCAGGAGGGCAAGGGAUGUGGCAUUACAACCGAGAGUAUUGGUGAUUAACUCGCUUGUCUACAGUAAGGUGUGGGGGGUGGCUGAGGUGUUUCCUUUAAGGGUACAGGACAUUAUGGAAAUCCAGAGGAGGGUUUUUAGGUAUGUGUGUGUGGGUUUGUGAGGGCUUGGUUACAUAAGGAAGUAGUAAUGAUGGAUGUGUGGCUAGGGGGUCUCGGCCUGUUGGCGUUGGGUCCUAGGAUAAUGACUUUAUAUGUUAAGCAGAGGUAUAUAAGGGCAGGGGAGAUUGGGGUAUUAGGGUGGGCAGGGUGAUGAAGGAUGCCCAACGUUGGUGGUGUGGUAGGGAUUUGAGGGAUUGUGAGGAUAUGUGGCGGUUUUUAUUGACAGUACGACAGGUGACAAAAUUAAAGGUAAAAAGGUUGGUGGGUGUGGUGGGGGUUAGGGUGUUUGUGAAGGCUUACUCAGCCCUGUAACAACUUCAGUCAGUAUUACUAAGGCUGGCUCCUCCUCAGGAAAAUUAAUGUAUAGAAAAAGAAUAAAAACUGACAAACAUAAACACUUUAUUAUUUAGAAAAUAUAAAAUAUAAAACACUUAAAUAUGAAAUAUUGAUCCUACAUUAAAGAAAAUGAAAAACAUAAAUAUCUGAAUUCAACGCUAAUAUAUAUAAAACUUGGGUGUCUGGUGUUGGUGACAGCGUGUUGUUGAAAUCGUAGCCGCUGCUGAUGAUGGGGGGGGGGUCGCAGGUGUUGGUUACAACCCACUGGCUAGUUCUUCACAGUAUAGCCAUGAUUAAUCUUUCCAGAUGACAGGAAAGCAGGUUUUUUUUUCACUGCAAUGAUGAGGGGUUAUAUCCUGCUACUUGCAUACACAAACAGGUAAGUGGAUCAGAAUUUGGGACAUCUCAGAACGUUAGUCCGUCUCCUUCAAUUCUACGCGUUGAUUGGCAGGUGACCCUCUCUGUCAUCCAAGCUGGAAAGAUAGACAGGUUACCCACUGCUUAAGAAAUCACUCUCCAUGAUAAGUACAAUACCUAACAAGUAGCCGGCAAGCAAACUAUCACUUUCGGGGAGGGGGAAAAAGAAGGAGGGGGGGGAAUAGUGGGAGCUGGACUUACCCUACCUUAACAAGUAGCCGGCAAUGAAACUAUUGUUACUAUAUACUUCAUUGCUACUCCUAUCUAUUGAACUUUUGCCCUCACAGUGUUUUACAAGGGGUCAUUGUAUACCCAUCGUAUAACUGGCAGUUCAUAUGGAGAGAUUUUAGGUUGCUUAGGAUACCAGCGAGGGUACAGGAGUUGGUAUAUCGAUUUCUAAUGGGAAUUUUGGCCUCUAAGGAUGAGCUGCAUCAAAUGUGGGGACAUCGAAACGGCUUUUCAUGCAGUAUAUUUUUGUCCCUCUCUGGAGAGGGUGCUUUCAUGGAUGGGGGGUGUUUUCAGAAUGUUGGGGGGAGGGAGUUGGUCGUUCCUUAGGGUUUUGUUGUUGGAUGUAAGUGGGGUGUCAGGGGAUGUGGGAAGGGCUUUGAUGUAUGUAAUGAUGAAUUAUUUAUGUUUCUUGGGGGAUGAGGGAGGUAAAGGGGGAUUUCAGGAUCAAUGCGUUAGCGGCGAGGUUUUACAGAACGAUGUGUAGGAAUAGACUAGUCUACGGGGGCGCUGGGAAACCAGGUUCUCGGAGGGUUACCGGAACCUCACUGUGGGUAGCCUCCUUCAGAACCCAGGGGGCGGGCAAGGGGUUGGUCUCCUUCCGAGGGAUGUGGGUAAGGUAGUGCAGCAGCGAAGUGGUGUUGUGUGUGAGGGGAAUGAAUGAGUAACGGUUUGAGGUAUGUAAUAGCUUAAUUUUAACCUCUGGUUGUGUUUCCUUGGGAUCUCGGUGUUAAGUACAGUCCUGUGCAACAUUUAUUCCAUGUACAUUUCAUUGAUGUUCAACAAAAUAGCGGUUUUAGGUUGGUGAAUUGGUUAAGCACCUGGUAUGACAAAUGGUGCGUCAUUCGUUAAGUGUGUGGUAACGUAGCAUUAGGGUAUGGGUAUGUUCAUGUGCUAUAGAAGCUUUCUAUACUGAUGAUUACUGUGACCUAGUUCAGUUUUAUAUGUUAUGUGGUAAUGUUAGGGUUUAACUGAUAAAUAAACAUGUACGUAGGUAGCCUUUGAGAACUUCAUUGUUACAAUGUUCUUAGUGAUGUUAAUAAUCACUUGCAAUGCAUUUAUAUGGCCUGGUUGAGGUCACUGUAUUUAAGUAUGUCAUGUUCUCAAAUACGUCAAGAGUACGUUAUUCGUAUGAUUUGUUCCUGUAUCACCAAUGCUGGUAAGACUUAUUAAAUAUGUUUCUUGCUUAAUGAUAAUCCAGGAUGUUUGUUUUGGUGUGCGUGUGUGUGGGGGGGGGGGGAAGUGACAAAAUUUUAAGUCACUAUCGGUAAUAAUACUAUUUGUAUGAUAAUGAGUGUCGAAUGGUGUGCUGUGUGAGAGGGUGUAAUACCACUAUAAUGCAUGGUGUGGUUAUUCUGUGUUUGGGUCAUUUUGGGAUUCCUGAGAAUUAAUCAAUUUUCAUAUACCUUUUUAAAAUAUUUAUACCACCUUGUAUUGUAUUGUUUUAAAUAAUAUAUAAAAAAAUAACAUUACACACCUGUCACUCUAGUGAUAAGUAUACUAAUUGAAAUAUUAAUGCAUAUUGUAGGUUUAGUGAUCCUUUAUGUUUAUAAUAAUACUAAUGCAUAUUGUAAUAUAUCUUGGUUGAUGUAAUGUAUAAUCUUGUGUAAUCUUGUAUUUAACGUAUGUGUAAAGGGAUAUAAUGCACAGGGGAUGAGGGACAGUUUGUGUCAGCACAAAGUUAAACGUUCAGUGUGUAUUUCGACAAUGUAAUCUUAUAAUUUCUGUGGAAGAUCCGAUACUGUGUUCUUUUAUUUAUUUAAUGUAUUGUAUUGUCUUAAAUAAAAUAUAAAAAAAUUGAAAUGCCA